AUGUCUAAGCAUACAGAUGAUGGAAAGCCAUCCAGAAGCAUAUUGAAAAAAUCUAGUGAUGAAGGACGUCAGAAGAGCUUUCAGUGGGAUGAGUCGAACAUUCUGGCUACUUAUCAUCCAGUAGAUAAAACUUAUGGGCACAUGAAAAUUGAAGAACCAAAAACUCCAUUUGUAUUUGAUUCCGAAGAUGGGUCUACUCUUGUUUCCGGAGCUUCUUUCUCUCCAGAAGAUUUGGCUGCUCGUCUAGCUGCCACUUCUAAUGACCCUGAAAAGCAACUGUUUUAUACGAUUACAUUCAUAAUUUCAGGCCAUAAAGAACGUAACAGCAUGUUCUUUAUAAGAGAAGGAUGGGGUUCUGCAGUUCCAAGACACUAUCGACAAUGCAGACUUUCAUAA
Heterobilharzia americana is the source of this 396-nucleotide messenger RNA. NCBI's taxonomy places the organism in Eukaryota, Metazoa, Platyhelminthes, Trematoda, Strigeidida, Schistosomatidae. The record is from the annotation of a GenBank genome assembly.